This is a messenger RNA of Impatiens glandulifera, 1556 nucleotides long. Its product is annotated as probable magnesium transporter NIPA6. NCBI's taxonomy places the organism in Eukaryota, Viridiplantae, Streptophyta, Magnoliopsida, Ericales, Balsaminaceae. The record is from RefSeq and is a predicted model, not a curated record. Gene Ontology annotation, molecular function: magnesium ion transmembrane transporter activity. The transcript is spliced from 9 exons. Gene Ontology annotation, cellular component: membrane. The coding region runs from base 356 to 1369 and encodes 337 amino acids. Gene Ontology annotation, biological process: magnesium ion transport.
GAAAUGGAGUGAUCGUACUGUAAAAUAUGGAAAUUUCCGCCAACAAGACAAGUAGAAAUGACAAUGGAAGGUCUCUCUCGUCGUCUUCUUCUUUUCUUUACACAAACCCUUCUCGCUUGCUACCUGAACUAUAUCAAUUUCUGAUUAAACAAACUUCUUCUAUGACUCAACCCUGUUUUUCUACAAUUCUCAGCAGGAAGAGGGGAUACCAACUUCCCCGCUUCCAGUUUUCUCGGGUGGGUACUUGAGACUUGAAGUAGAUACAACGUUGGAGUUGUUGAAGAUUUUGUUUUUGAGUCAAGUAGCUGAAUCAGUAGAUUAUUCGAGGCUUGUAUGUUGAGGGGAAUCGGAAGACAUGGGAAUUUCAGACAAUGGAAAAGGAUUGAUCCUGGCCGUUGCGUCAGGCUUGUUCAUCGGUUCCAGUUUUAUCUUGAAGAAGAAAGGUCUUAAGCUGGCUGCUGCUUCUGGCACUCGCGCUGGAGUUGGUGGUUACACAUAUUUGUUACAACCUCUUUGGUGGGCAGGAAUGAUGACUAUGUUCGUUGGAGAAGUUGCAAAUUUCGUUGCUUACAUUUACGCACCAGCAGUUCUGGUGACUCCACUCGGUGCAUUGAGUAUCAUAGUUAGUGCCAUUUUGGCACACUUCAUGCUGAAGGAACGGAUUCAGAGAUUAGGUGUGGUGGGAUGCGUUUGCUGCAUUGUGGGGUCUGUUGUGAUUGUAAUACAUGCGCCCGAAGAACAUACCCCAGACUCGGUUCAAGAAAUAUGGGACCUUGCCACCCAGCCAGGAUUUGUAGUGUAUGUGGUGGCUGCAUUGUUGACUAUUGUAGCGCUUAUUUUUCACUUUGAACCUCGAUAUGGCCAGACAAAUAUACUGGUUUACUUGGGAAUUUGCUCCUUAAUGGGCUCACUAACGGUCGUGAGUGUAAAGGCGAUAGGGAUUUCCAUAAAACUCACAUUGGAUGGAAUAAGUCAAAUUGCUUAUCCUCAGACUUGGUUUUUUCCAACUGUGGCAGUAAUAUGUGUUAUUACUCAAUUGAAUUACCUUAACAAGGCAUUGGAUACAUUCAAUGCUGCAAUUGUUUCUCCAAUAUACUAUGUGAUGUUCACGACACUCACCAUUGUAGCGAGCGUUAUCAUGUUCAGGGAUUGGUCUGGUCAGGAUGCAAGCAGCAUUGCCUCUGAGAUAUGUGGAUUCAUUACUGUUCUUUCAGGAACUAUAAUUCUUCAUGGAACAAGGGAACAAGAACCUUCUGCUCCAGGAGGAAUACCAUGGUUUAGUGGAGACAAAAUCAAGGCCAUUGAUGAUUCACAUCUUCUCACAUUGGAUAAUUCUGGUUAUGAAAAGCUUGAUCAUUCUCUCCCUUGAAACCGGUAUGAUGCCCCUGGGAAUUCUUCUUAUGAUAACAUUUUCUAGGAUUGUCUUAGAAGGACCGACAUAGAUAGGUAACUGUAACACAGAAACUGAUUGUUAUGAGUAAAAUAGAUUAAUCAAACUUGAAAUCUUUUAGUUCAAGAUUUGUGCAUAUACAAUUUUUUUUAUAUCUUGAUUCCUA